Cucurbita pepo subsp. pepo (vegetable marrow) is the source of this 5280-nucleotide messenger RNA. Its product is annotated as myosin-6. Lineage: Eukaryota; Viridiplantae; Streptophyta; Magnoliopsida; Cucurbitales; Cucurbitaceae. Gene Ontology annotation, biological process: actin filament organization. Gene Ontology annotation, cellular component: cytoplasm; membrane; myosin complex. Gene Ontology annotation, molecular function: ATP binding; microfilament motor activity; actin filament binding. The record is from RefSeq and is a predicted model, not a curated record.
GUUGAGGCCAAAUCAUCAAAUGCCUAUCCAAAGGAUCCUGAAUUUCCAUCAUGUGGUGUGGAUGAUAUGACAAAACUAGCUUAUUUACACGAGCCAGGACUGCUACAGAACUUGAAAUGUCGUUAUGAUGUUAAUGAAAUUUAUACCUAUACUGGGGGUAUACUAAUAGCCGUAAAUCCUUUUCGAAGACUUCCUCAUUUAUAUGAUAAUGGCAUAAUGCAACAAUAUAAAGGGGCGGAUUUAGGUGAGCUGAGCCCGCAUCCCUUUGCCAUUGCAAAUUCUGCAUAUAGACAGAUGAUUAAUGAGGGUAUAAGCCAGUCAAUUUUAGUUAGCGGGGAAAGUGGAGCUGGUAAAACGGAGAGUACAAAGAUGCUUAUGCGCUAUCUUGCCCAUGUUGGAGGGAGAGAUGGAGGGAAGGCUGCAACUGGUGAACGCUCUGUAGAGCAGCAAGUACUAGAGUCCAACCCUGUUCUAGAAGCAUUUGGCAAUGCAAAGACUGUUAGAAACAAUAAUUCCAGUCGGUUUGGUAAAUUUGUGGAGAUCCAAUUUGACCGAAGUUGGAGAAUUUCUGGAGCUGCUAUUAGAACUUAUUUAUUAGAACGUUCCCGUGUUUGCCAAGUGUCUGAUCCUGAGAGGAAUUAUCAUUGCUUUUAUAUGCUUUGUGCAUCAACAGAGGAAGUUGAAAAGUAUAAGUUAGGGAAUCCAAGAACAUUCCAUUAUCUUAAUCAAUCUAAUUGCUAUGAACUUGAUGGACUGGACGAGUCCAAGGAAUAUACUUCUACUAGAGAAGCUAUGGAUGUCGUUGGAAUAAGUACAGCUGAGCAGGAUGCUAUAUUUCGAGUGGUAGCUGCAGUACUUCAUUUGGGCAAUGUUGAAUUUGCAAAGGGGAAGGAUGCGGAUUCCUCUGAACCUAAGGAUGACAAAGCUCGGUUCCAUCUCAAAAUGGCAGCAGAACUAUUCAUGUGUGAUGAGAAGGCUCUUGAAGAUUCAAUGUGUACUCGUGUGAUAGUUACACGUGAUGAAACCAUAACUAAAUGUCUCGAUACAGUAUCUGCAACUCUUAGUAGGGAUGCUUUGGCAAAAAUCGUAUAUUCAAGAUUAUUUGAUUGGAUUGUUGAUAAGAUUAAUAACUCAAUUGGCCAAGAUCGUGAUUCAAAACACUUAAUCGGGGUUCUGGAUAUCUAUGGAUUCGAGAGUUUCAAGACAAACAGCUUUGAGCAAUUUUGUAUUAAUCUGACAAAUGAGAAAUUGCAGCAACAUUUCAACCAGCAUGUGUUCAAGAUGGAGCAAGAAGAAUAUACAAAAGAAGAAAUUAACUGGAGUUAUAUUGAUUUUAUUGAUAAUCAGGAUGUUCUUGAUCUCAUUGAGAAGAAACCUGGUGGCAUCAUUGCGCUUCUGGAUGAGGCUUGCAUGUUUCCGAGAUCCACACAUGAGACUUUUGCUCAGAAACUAUAUCAAACUUUUAGGGACCAUAAGCGAUUUAGUAAGCCUAAAUUGUCACGAACUGACUUCACAAUUUGUCAUUAUGCUGGCGAUGUUACGUACCAAACUGAACUCUUCUUGGACAAAAACAAAGAUUAUGUUGUUGCGGAGCAUCAAGCACUGUUGGGUGCUUCUAAGUGCUGCUUUGUUGCAGGGCUAUUCCCCCCUUUACCUGAAGAAACCUCCAAAUCAUCCAAGUUCUCAUCAAUAGGGACUAGAUUUAAGCAACAACUUCAAACUUUGCUCGAGACACUAAAUGCUACUGAGCCACACUACAUACGCUGUGUAAAGCCAAACAAUCUUCUUAAACCAUCCAUCUUUGAGAAUAAUAAUGUUUUACAGCAGCUCCGAUGUGGGGGAGUCAUGGAAGCAAUCAGGAUCAGUUGUGCUGGAUAUCCCACUAGGAAGACGUUUGAUGAAUUUAUUGGUCGGUUUACUAUCUUGGCACCUGAUGUUUUGAAGGGGAGCUCUGAUGAAGCCAAUGCGUGUAAGAAGCUUUUGCAGAAAGUUAACCUUAAUGGGUAUCAGAUUGGUAAAACCAAAGUGUUUCUUAGGGCUGGUCAAAUGGCACAAUUAGAUGGCUGCCGAACUGAGGUCUUGGGAAGAUCUGCUAGUGUUAUCCAAAGGAAAGUUCGCUCAUAUUUGGAACGGAAUCGUUUUAUUUCGUUGCGGUUGGCUGCUAUACAAAUUCAAGCACUUUGUAGAGGGGAAGUUGCACGCCAGCAGUAUGAAAACAUCAGAAUGGAAGCUGCUUCUAUCAAAAUCCAAAAGUAUUGGCGCAUGUGUUCUGCCCGAAGUUCCUAUAAAAGAUUGCGCUCUUCAGCUGUAGCUAUUCAGGCUGGUAUCCAUGGCAUGGUUGCUCGUAAAGAGCUCAAGUUCAGGAGGGAUACAAGAGCUGCAAUUAUCAUUCAGAGUCGAUGUCGGCAAUACUUGGCCCGUAUGCAUUAUUUAAGGUUAAAAAAAGCUGCGAUUACCACUCAAUGUGCUUGGAGAGGAAGAGUUGCACGCAGAGAACUUCGCAAGCUUAAAAUGGCUGCUAAGGAAACUGGCGCUCUUCAAGCUGCCAAAGAUAUGUUGGAAAAGCAAGUGGAAGAACUAACAUUGAGAUUGGAGCAAGAGAAACAAAUGAGGGCUGACAUGGAGGAUGCCAAGACUCAAGAAAACACAAAAUUGAAGUCUGCUUUGGAAGAAAUACAAACUCAAUUUCAGGAAACGAAAGCACUGCUUAUUGAGGAACGUGAAGCUGCAAAGAAAGUAGUUGAGGAACGUGAAGCUGCAAAGAAAGCAGUUGAGGAAAUCCGUGAAGCUUCAAAGAAAGUAGUUCAGGAAGUCCCAAUAGCUGCAAAGAAAGUAGUUGAGGAAGUCCCAGUAGCUGCAAAGGAAGUAGUUGAGGAAGUCCCAGUAGCUGCAAAUAAAGUAGUUGAGGAAGUCCCAAUAGCUGCAAAGGAAGUAGUUGAGGAAGUCCCAGAAGCUGCAAAGGAAGUAGUUGAGGAAGUCCCAGAAGCUGCAAAGGAAGUAGUUGAGGAAGUCCCAGAAGCUGCAAAGGAAGUAGUUGAGGAAGUCCCAGUAGCUGCAAAGGAAGUAGUUGAGGAAGUCCCAGCGAAGCAAGUAGUUGAGGAAGUCCCAGUAGCUGCAAAGGAAGUUGUUGAGGAAGUCCCAGUAGCUGCAAAGAAAGUAGUUGAGGAAGUCCCAGUAGCUGCACAGAAAGUAGUUGUGGAAGUCCCAGUCAUACAGGAGGUUCCAGUUGUUGAUCAUGAGCUUAUCAAUAAGCUAACUACUGAAAAUGAAGAACUUAAGGCUCUUGUUAGUUCUUUGGAAAGUAAAAUUGAUGAAACAGAAAGGAAAUUUGAGGAAAGUAACAGACUUAGUGAAGAGCGGCUGAAGCAGGCUACGGAGGCAGAGUCAAAGAUAAUAGAAUUAAAAACUGCCAUGCAAAGGCUUGAGGAAAAGUUAUCUGACUUGGAAACUGAGGACCAAAUUCUGAGGCAGCAAGCACUGCAAAAGCCUCCUUCAAGAAAAAUGUCUGGACAUAUAACAAUGCAGCCUUUGGAGAAUGGCCACCUUGAAUUAUUAAGCAAUGCACCAUCAAAAAAGUAUGGUACCGAUGCUGAUGCAAAAUUGAGGAGAUCCCAAAUUGAAAGGCAGAACGAAGGCAUGGAUGCUCUAUCGAAAUACUUGACACGGGAUCUUGGGUACAGUGAGGGAAAACCUGUUGCUGCUUUUGUAAUUUAUAAAUCUCUUCUCCAUUGGAGAUCAUUUGAAGCAGAAAAAACAAGUGUAUUUGAUCGUCUUAUUCAGAUAAUUGGUUCUGCAAUUGAGAAUCAGGAUGAUUAUGAUCACAUGGCUUAUUGGUUAUCCAACACAACUACAUUGUUGUUUCUUCUUCAAAAGAGUUUAAAAGCCACACCACGAAAGCCUCCCACCCCGACAUCAUUGUUUGAGCGAAUGACCCAAGGGUUUCGUUCAUCUUCUGCCAACCUUCCAGUUGGCACCCUUGAUGUUGUGCGGCAAGUUGAAGCCAAAUAUCCUGCUCUACUUUUCAAGCAGCAGCUAACAGCGUAUGUAGAAAAGAUAUAUGGAAUAGUUAGAGACAACCUGAAGAAGGAACUAUCGCCGUUGCUUUCAACUUGUGUCCAAGCUCCCAAAACUUCGGAAGAGAAUGUUGAGGAAUCAUCUGACGAGACAAAGAGUAGCAGCCUUCUCAAUAGUUCAUGGGGCAUCAUCAUCCAUCACCUUAAUCAUCAUCUUAGUAGAUUGCAGACGAACUUCGUGCCUGCCGUUUUGGUCCAGAAGAUAUUCACUCAGGUUUUUUCAUACAUCAACGUACAGCUUUUCAAUAGUCUUCUACUUCGUCAAGAGUGCUGCACGUUUAGUAAUGGAGAAUAUGUGAAGUCAGGACUUGCUGAGUUAGAGAGUUGGUGUACCCAAGCCAAAGAAGAGUAUGUCGGGUUAUCUUGGGAUGAGCUAAAACCAGUGAGGCAAGCUGUUGGAUUCUUGGUUAUUCACCAGAAGUCUAGAAUAUCUUAUGAUGAAAUUACAAAUGACCUCUGUCCAAUAUUAAGCGUUCAGCAGCUUUAUAGAAUAUGUACUCUUUAUUGUGACGACAAUUACAAUACCAGAAGCGUAGCUGAAGAGGUUAUUUCUAGCAUGAAGGUUUUGAUGCCCGAAGAUACCAAUGAUGAAGACAAUAAUUCCUUUUUGUUGGAUGACAAUUCCAGCAUACCUUUCUCAGUCGAUGACAUAUCCAGUUCCUUGCAAGAUAAGAAUUUUCAAGAUAUUAAGCCUCCAGCAGAACUACUUGACAAUCCGGUCUUCCAAUUUUUACAGGAAUAAGGCUAUGGUUCUUAUUUAUAUAAUGAUCCACGGUGCCUCGUACCAGUCUUUGCCCUCUGUAAAUCCAAUUCAAUUUUGUUAAAAAAAAUGAAAAAAAAAAUGAAAAAAAUGAAAAAAAUCAUUUCACUACCAUUGUAACAUCCAUUGCACUGGAUGUAAAGUUCAUUAUUUAGAGCUGUAUAAUGUCGUUAGGCUGGUUUCGAAUAGUUCAGAAGGGAGAGGGAAAUCAGAGAUAGGUUUAAGCUUUCCAUUUGUUCUUUGUUUUAUUCUUUUUCAGUUCAACUUUUCUGUCAUAUUUAGAGGGAUAUUUAGGGUCACAGCAUCAUUGUAGUGAUGAGUAGGAUGUCUGAGAUCGAUCCAAUAUAUUGGGACAAUGGCUCCUUUGCCUCCCCAGUUUUAUAUUGUACAAAGUGACAGAUCAUCUCAAAGAUAUAUUUACUUGAUAUCCAUUUCUCUUCUUGAACU